AUGAAAUUAUUCUUUUCUGUUUUUCAGAAUCCAGCUGAGAUCAUGCUGCCACAAACAGCCCUUUUGCUGCUAAUGUCCUUGAACUUGGUUCAUGGAGUGUUUUAUACUGAGCGAUACCAAACACCUACGGGCAUAAAAGGCCCACCAUCCAACACCAAGACACAGUUCUUCAUCCCUUAUGCCAUAAAGGGUAAAGGCGUGUCACUAAGAGGAGAGCAGGGUAUCCCCGGUCCACCAGGCCCCGCUGGACCCCGAGGGCACCCAGGCCCGUCAGGACCACCAGGAAAACCCGGCACCGGAAGUCCUGGGCCCCAAGGACAGCCAGGGUUGCCAGGACCACCGGGACCGUCAGCCACUGGGAAGCCAGGUUUGCCAGGACUCCCAGGAAAACAAGGGGAGAGAGGACUAAAUGGACCAAAAGGAGAUAUUGGACCAGCUGGUUUACCAGGACCACGGGGCCCACCAGGGCCACCUGGAAGCCCCGGCCCAGCUGGAAUUUCUGUUCCAGGAAAACCUGGGCCACAAGGACCUACAGGAGAACCAGGUCCCAGGGGCUUUACCGGAGAAAAGGGUGCACCAGGGGUCCCUGGACUGAACGGACAGAAAGGGGAAACGGGGUAUUGUGCUCCUUGCCGCCCAGGUGAGAGAGGCCUCCCAGGUCCUCAGGGUCCCACGGGACCCCCUGGCCCUCCUGGAGUGGGGAAAAGAGGUGAAAAUGGGUUACCAGGACAGCCAGGCCUCAAAGGUGAUCAGGGUAUUCCAGGGGAAAGGGGACCAGCCGGCCCACCAGGCCCCCAAGGCCCUCCUGGGGAACAAGGACCAGAAGGCAUUGGAAAGCCAGGAGCCCCUGGAACUCCAGGCCAGCCAGGGAUCCCAGGGACGAAAGGUCACCCUGGGGCUCCAGGAACAGCUGGGCUCCCAGGGGCUCCCGGCUUUGGGAAACCAGGCUUGCCAGGCCUGAAGGGACAAAGAGGACCCGUGGGCCUUCCAGGGAGUCCAGGUGCCAAAGGGGAACAAGGCCCAGCAGGUCAUCCUGGGGAAGCAGGUCUGCCUGGACCCUCAGGGAAUAUGGGACCCCAAGGACCAAAAGGCAUUCCAGGCAACCCGGGGCUCCCAGGCCCUAAAGGUGAGAUGGGGCCAGUGGGGCCUGCAGGAAACCCUGGGGCAAAGGGAGAAAGGGGCUCCUCUGGCUUAGAUGGAAAACCAGGGUACCCAGGAGAACCAGGUCUCAAUGGUCCCAAGGGUAACCCAGGGUUGCCGGGCCCAAAAGGUGACCCUGGAAUCGCAGGAUCCCCUGGUCUCCCAGGCCCCGUGGGUCCAGCAGGAGCUAAGGGAGUGCCUGGACACAACGGUGAGGCUGGGCCCAGAGGUGUCCCUGGAAUACCAGGUACUAGAGGUCCCAUUGGGCCACCAGGCAUUCCAGGAUUCCCUGGACCCAAAGGCGAUGCGGGAAUUCCAGGGCCUCCUGGCCCAGCUGGCAUAGCAGUCAAGGGCCUCAAUGGCCCUACUGGGCCACCAGGGCCUCCAGGACCAAGAGGCAAUGCUGGGGAGCCUGGCCUCCCAGGGCCCCCAGGGCCCCCAGGCCCUCCAGGCCAAGCAGCCCUGCCCGAGGACUUUGUAAAGGCAGGCCAAAGGCCGUUUGCUAGUGCCAGUCAGGGAGUAACAGGAGUGCCAGUGUCUGCUUUCACUGUCAUCCUCUCCAAAGCUUACCCAGCUAUAGGCACUCCUAUCCCAUUCGAUAAGAUUCUAUAUAACAAGCAACAGCAUUACGACCCAAGAACUGGAAUCUUUACCUGUAAGAUUCCAGGGAUAUAUUACUUCUCUUACCACAUACAUGUGAAAGGGACCCAUGCUUGGGUAGGUCUGUAUAAGAACGGCACCCCUGUAAUGUACACCUAUGAUGAGUACAUCAAGGGCUACCUGGAUCAGGCCUCAGGGAGCGCCGUAAUCGACCUCACCGAGAACGACCAGGUGUGGCUCCAGCUGCCCAAUGCAGGCUCGAAUGGGCUGUACUCCUCUGAGUACGUCCACUCCUCUUUCUCAGGAUUCUUGGUGGCUCCAAUGUGA
Molecule: messenger RNA, 2067 nt
Organism: Budorcas taxicolor (takin)
Lineage: Eukaryota; Metazoa; Chordata; Mammalia; Artiodactyla; Bovidae
Gene: COL10A1
Product: collagen type X alpha 1 chain
Exons: 2
Coding region: 1-2067 (688 amino acids)
Molecular function (GO): protein binding
Source: RefSeq, a predicted model, not a curated record